UGGAUGUCAAGAACUGAUCAAUCAGUCAACCUUGCUGUGAUAUUUCAGAAUGAUGACCCAAAGACCCACCCAAACUCACCACAGUUAAACUAUUUUCAGCUACCCAGGAGGUGAGGAGCCAUAGCUGCAGCUCUCUGAGGAAGUUCUUACAUUUGCUUAGACGUCCUCUCUAGUGCACUCAAAUAAUAUUUAGAAAAAGUGUACAUUAGGGACUAAAAUUACAAAUCAAGUUGUAUAUGCUUUUCUACUCUGGCUUUAUAAACAUCCUUAUACCCUAAACAACCAGGCAGAAUGUAAACAUUUUUGUUUCAAGUAUGUUAUCAUUGUGUCAUAUUCAUCUGGACACUUCCGUGAAGAUAUCACUCCUGUGUAAAUAGUCACCUAGACAGGGUUGGGUGCUCAGAAGAAACUUCAGCAUCCCGCAAUCGCAUACUGUCACGUCUUCUCAUCCAGGCUUCCUGCUCAGCUCCGUGAUCCACAUCAUUCUUAAACAUAAACACCUCUCCUCUGAAUCAUCCUUGGAGCAUCACUUCUCAUGGCAGUUUCUAGGACCACUAUGUGGAGGUUGAUGUCUGUGAUCUUUGGAAUAAAAUGUCUUUUGCUGAUGGUUACUUUGGGAAUUUUAAUGAAAAACUCAUUUACUAUGCAGAGUAUUCAACCAACACUUUCUCCAACUUCCACUGUAGAAUUCCAGGAAGUUUCUGAAUGCUGUGCUUGCCUAGAAAAGUGGAUUGGAUAUCAAUGCAACUGUUACUUCAUUUCCAAAGAAGAAAAAUCUUGGGAAGAAAGCAGAGAUUUCUGUGCCUCUAAGAACUCCAGUCUUCUUCAGCUCAAAACCAGAACUGAAAUGAGUUUUAUGAACGCCAGUCAAAACUUUUUCUGGAUUGGAAUGCGUUAUAGUGAAGAAUUGAAUGCCUGGCUAUGGGAGGAUGGCUCAUUCCCCUUAAAAGAUCUAUUGCCAGUGUUCUCAGAUACCAAGCCAAGGGGAUGUCCUGUUUUUAGUCCAAGCAAAGCUGUUUCCAUUGACUCCUGUGAAAGUAAAACUCGUUUUAUCUGUAAGCAAUUGCUUAUUUAAAUAUUUCUUAAGGCAAAGAGUAUAGACAAGAAAGGUCCAGGAUUAUUUAAAAAGUACUUACCUCUGACAGUAUUACUGUCUUUCCAUCUUGAGUUGGUAGAAUGUCUCUAUGUGCUAUCAUUUUUUAUACAUUUGAACCCAAUUUACCCUUGAUGGAUUUUUCACACUUAUGUUUAAAAAUAGGAUAACAAGGUAGAGAGUUUUUAUCAAUAUUUUGAUUUAAUGCAUAUUUGAUAUGUGCUGUGGAUAUCGCUCUGUAUAAAUAAAAUGCUGAUUGGC
Peromyscus leucopus (white-footed mouse) is the source of this 1354-nucleotide messenger RNA. RefSeq names its product natural killer cells antigen CD94-like. The record is from RefSeq and is a predicted model, not a curated record. NCBI's taxonomy places the organism in Eukaryota, Metazoa, Chordata, Mammalia, Rodentia, Cricetidae. Gene Ontology annotation, biological process: positive regulation of natural killer cell mediated cytotoxicity; stimulatory C-type lectin receptor signaling pathway. Bases 536 to 1075 code for a protein of 179 amino acids. The transcript is spliced from 7 exons.